UGGUACUCGUGAUCAUUUCCUGUCUAUGUGCAACAAUGGCGGCGCGCACGGAAUCAUCCACGGCAGCUCCUCCGUCCCUCGAUUCUCAGGUUAAACGCGUUCAGAUUGAUGGACUGGUGGUGUUAAAGAUCAUAAAGCAUUACCAGGAGGAGGGCCAUGGCAGCGACGUGGUGCAGGGUGUUUUGCUGGGAUUAGUGGUCGAAGACCGCCUGGAGAUCACCAACUGCUUCCCAUUUCCCCAGCACACGGAGGACGAUGCUGACUUUGAUGAAGUUCAAUACCAGAUGGAGAUGAUGAGGAGCCUCCGUCACGUCAACAUCGACCACCUCCACGUCGGCUGGUACCAGUCCACGCACUACGGCUCGUUCGUGAGCCGAGCGCUUCUGGAUUCCCAGUUCAGCUACCAGCACGCCAUUGAGGAGUCCGUGGUGCUUAUUUACGAUCCCAUCAAGACGGCGCAAGGCUCUCUGUCCCUCAAAGCCUACAGGUUAACACCCAAACUGAUGGAGAUCUGUAAAGAGAAAGAUUUUACUCCAGAAGGGCUGAAAAAAGCGAACAUCGGGUUUGAACACAUGUUCGAGGAAGUGCCGAUCUGCAUCAAGAACUCUCAUCUCCUGAACGUGCUGAUGUGGGAUCUGGAGGACAAGAGCACGCUGGCAGACAAACACGAACUGCUCAGUCUCUCCAGCAGUAACCAUCUGGAGAAGAGCCUGCAGCUGCUGAUGGAUCGCGUCGACGACAUGAGCCAAGAGAUCAACAAGUACAACACGUUCUGCCGCAACCAGAGCAAGCAGCAGCAGCAGAAACACCAGUUUCUGCAGAGGCGGCAGCAGGAGAACGCUCAGCGACAGAGUCGAGGAGAACCGCCACUGCCAGAGGAGGACAUCACCAAGAUGUUCAAGCCACCACCGCCUCCUCCGCGCAUGGACACACUCCUCAUCGCAGGUCAAAUCAACAACUACUGCCAGAACAUCAAGGAGUUCACCUCUCAGAACCUGGGCAAGCUCUUCAUGGCAGAUGCGCUGCAGGAGCACAGCAGCUGAAGAGCAGAACGGAGGAACGACAGCUCGCUUACGAACAUGAGGAACAUCUCACGUCACCGCUAGGUAUCCCAAAAUGCAGCAUUAGCAUCAAAAAUGCCAUCCUGACCUUGAGGGGGAAACUGUAUCGAACUGGUCGUUAAUAAAAAUAAAAAAAAAUGCAUCCUA
This is a messenger RNA of Silurus meridionalis, 1208 nucleotides long. RefSeq names its product eukaryotic translation initiation factor 3, subunit H, a (gene eif3ha). Gene Ontology annotation, molecular function: protein binding; metallopeptidase activity; translation initiation factor activity. Bases 36 to 1043 code for a protein of 335 amino acids. The transcript has 8 exons. NCBI's taxonomy places the organism in Eukaryota, Metazoa, Chordata, Actinopteri, Siluriformes, Siluridae. Gene Ontology annotation, cellular component: cytosol; eukaryotic 43S preinitiation complex; cytoplasm. The record is from RefSeq and is a predicted model, not a curated record.